Messenger RNA from Brachypodium distachyon (stiff brome), 1823 nucleotides. RefSeq names its product probable receptor-like protein kinase At4g10390. Gene Ontology annotation, biological process: protein phosphorylation. Gene Ontology annotation, cellular component: plasma membrane. Gene Ontology annotation, molecular function: ATP binding; protein kinase activity. The transcript is spliced from 2 exons. NCBI's taxonomy places the organism in Eukaryota, Viridiplantae, Streptophyta, Magnoliopsida, Poales, Poaceae. The coding region runs from base 227 to 1288 and encodes 353 amino acids. The record is from RefSeq and is a predicted model, not a curated record.
UUGGCACUUCGCAGUUUGCACUUUGCACCCCCACCAAAUCUGAAUUCCCUGCACCCACCUAUAUAUAAGCCUGUCUACACGAUACAGCGUUGCAUAACUCCAAAGCCACGGAACGGAAGUCUUCCUCUCUGCUCUACUUCGCUUCUCCUCCUCUUUUCUGCUGCUCUCGUGUGCGUGUGCGCAAGAAAGGCGAGAGAUAGCGGAUUUGAAACCGAGGGAGGAUUAGAUGGGGCAGAGGUACAGGUUCUUCUGCUGUGGGUGCGGGGCCAAUGCCGCGGCUGAUGACGACCGGGAGGCCGACGAGGAGGGCGGCGCCGGGGUGCCUGACGGGGGUAAAGGCGGCGACGGUGUGGUGGCGGCGCGGCAGCUGUCGUGGGCGCAGGUGGAGAGGAUGACGGGCGGGUUCACCUCGGCCGUGGUCGGCGAGGGCGGGUUCAGCACCGUGUACCUCGCUCGCCUCUCCGGCGCCCUCGCCGCCGCCAAGGUCCACCGCAGCAGCGAGCGCCUCCACCGCGUGUUCCGCCAGGAGCUCGAGACCCUCCUCCGCGUCCGCCACCCCCACGUCGUCCGCCUCCUCGCCUUCUGCGAGCAGCAAGAUGAGGGCGUGCUGGUGCUGGAGUUCGCGGCGAACGGGAACCUGCACGAGAAGCUCCACGGCGGGGGCAAGGCCGCGGGCACGAUGCCGUGGGCGCGGCGGGUGUCCGUGGCGCUGCAGGUGGCGCAGGCGCUGGAGUACCUCCACGACCGGUGCGAGCCGCAGGUGGUGCACGGCGACGUCAAGGCGUCGAACGUGCUCCUGGACUCCGCCAUGUCCGCCAAGCUCUGCGACUUCGGGUCGGCGCGGAUGGGGUUCUCCGCCGCCGUCCGCCCGCGGGCGCACCAAACUAUGCUCGGCUCCCCGGGGUACGUCGACCCGCACUACAUCCGCUCGGGCGUCGUCACAAAGAAGACCGACGUGUACAGCUUCGGCGUCCUGCUCCUGGAGCUCCUCACCGGCAUGGAGGCCUUCUGCCCCGUGGAAGGCCGCCUCCUCACCGCCGUCCUCGCGCCGCGGCUCAAGCCUGCCGGGGGCGUCCCCUGCGACGCGCGGGCGCUCGUCGACGAGAGGCUCGGGAGCGCCUACGACGCCGCCGAGGCAUCCGCGGUGGCGGCGCUGGCCGCGUCCUGUGUCGGCCAGAACCCCAGCCUCCGCCCGUCCAUGGCCGACGUGGUGCGCACCCUGGAGCAGAGCGCGCAGGGAUCCAUCUUGUCCGUCGGGAAGGGAUCGGACGGCAUCGGGAAGCUGUGAUGCGCGAGCAGGUCCACGCAUCGUAGAUCCGGCUUGCCUGGCCAGUUGUUGCUUACCUGUGAUGAUGCUGUCAUAUGAACACGUGGAGCCUCGCUAUUGGGCGAACAAAGCAGUAGUGGGCGAGAGCGUAUCGAAGGAAUCGAAGAGAGGAAAAAAAAAGUGGGGGGAUGGGACUGAUUUCGAAAAAGGUUUGGAAGAGGGGGAAAAAGGUAGGGUUUGUGUGAGCUCAUGGGGAAUUUCGAUGACAUUAUGCCAAAGUGGCAAUGAUUCGGUAGAGAUUAAAAAAAACUAAAAAUUGGGGUCGUCCAUUUUACGAUUCUACAGAUUUUGGUGAUGGUUUCCUUGUUAUGUAAAGGGAGGUACAUUGAGUGUUGAUGCUGCUGUUCAAAUUUGUUUAGUUUGUGCUUAGAACAAGCUAGACUUCUACUUGUGAUGGAUUUGAUUUUGAGGUCAUGGUCUGUAGAAACCGUGUACAUAUUCGCAUCAUUUCUCAUGCCGCAUUUCUUUUCGAAGACUAAUACAGCAGCUUCUGCUC